Molecule: messenger RNA, 899 nt
Organism: Lactuca saligna
Lineage: Eukaryota; Viridiplantae; Streptophyta; Magnoliopsida; Asterales; Asteraceae
Source: the annotation of a GenBank genome assembly
AGCAAACAUUUUUAUAUAUUGAAAGCAAAAUUAUUACUUUUGAUAUAAAAAAAGUGGGUUAAAGUUGACUUCAAAUACUAUUGGCUCACAAAGAAGUUGUUCCCUCUCAACUUUCUAUAAAUAGCCCGAGUUUAUAUAUAAGCCUUCAAGCUAUUAGCAAGAAGAAUCCCUAAGAAAAACAAUGCUUAAGAAAGGUGUCAAAUCUAGAGUCGUGCAAGUAGACUCUCAAGAAAAAUGGAACCACAUCACAUCUAAGCCUAUGUAUCAAGAUUCUCCUAUAAUAGUGAAUUUUACAGCAAUGUGGUGCAAGCCUGCAACAGCAAUGGAGCCACUGUUUCAAGAACAAGCUUUGAUACAUAAAGAUGCCAUUUUCUUAUCUGUUGAUGUGGAUGAGGUGAAGGGAUUGAGGGAGAAAAUGAAAAUAAAAGCAAUGCCUACUUUUUUAAUGAUGACAUCUAACAAAAAUAAAGAAUGGGAAGUGAUGGAUAAAGUUGUUGGUGCUAAUCCAAAAGAGAUCAAGAAGAGAAUAGCUGCUUUUAUUCAAUUUGGUUGCAUACAAGUCCAAAAUAACGUUGAAGUUUUAGAGUUUUAGUUAAUUAAGAACAAGUUAUUUCAAAAAAUAUCUUUAGAUAUUCUUCAAGAUUUUGGAAUAGGUUUGUAAUGUAAAUCCUAUAAAAAAAAAAGAUUGUUGUACACUUGUACUUUGAUCUAUCAAAUAAAACAUUCUAGUGAGUUUGUUAAAGUAUUUAAUAGUUAUUUAGGACGAUCUAGACAUACUCAAUUUGAAUAGUCGUCCACGAUUUAGGAUGUAUUUCUUUUUCCUCUUCCUGUAAAGUCCUAUAAACGUUGUAUUAGUAAUAUUAUACGUACAUGUAAAAGAGAAAAUUCAUAAAAUGACC